AUGGUAGAAGCAAGCCUGCUACUCGUAUUUGAAAAGAUGGGAGAAUUUUUGAGAAUAUCCGACGUGGAUUUUGAGGAAGGAAGUGUCAUCGCCAAUAUCCAAACUGAGUUUUCAUCUGAAAGUACCCAUGUCAGCACUAGUAGUCUCGCAAGGGCAGUUGUUGAUGCUAGUGACGAAAAUGGCAAUUUGGGUGAACUUCGCUCGGAUACUUCAUUUCUCCAGAAACAAAUUACCCCAACUGCUCGUCCUACGACUGAAAGUCCUAACAAUGACGAUGAUGAAAGAGGAGAUAGCAAUGCAUUCAUUGGUGCCGUAGUUGCCAUUGGAUCAGCAGCAUUGGUUUGUGUCAUUCUGGCUGUGUGCCUCGUAAGUAUUAAUAUACAAAAUUAAUAAGAGCAAGACGCCGGCUCAGUUGUACACCCAUAUUGCAAGGGUUAGAGAAGCAAGUCGUCUGCUCAGGUGUAGUAUACUAUACCAUGCAAUAUAUAAUAAUGGACAUGAACAUGCAGUUGGUAUAGAGUAAACAUUUCUCAGUUGAGACAUCGAUAUUCUACUAGGUCCAAUAAAAUAAUAUUAUGUAGCCGUUUAACGGUCAAUGUAAUCUACAGGCCGCUCACUGCAUGCAGACCAGAUAUAAACAAUCCACCAAAGUCUUCGGAAACUCGGCCAAAGUCUAUGCUCUGUGCCUUUAUCUUUCUGUUAUAAUGCCUAAUUCGCAGCAAUAUGUAUUAUAUUCCUUCUGCCACUCACACUAUCCCUUUGCAACGCUAUGAACCCAACAUUUUAAUAAUUUGAAACUGGCAAGAACCGUAGUAAAUCGUCAAAAACUACUUGAGAAACUCAGUAUCAUUGAAUAAAAAUAUUGCAUCUAUACAUGAACGUACUUGCUACAUUCUACCUUUUGAAGUCAAAUAUGAGCAAAAGUUGCAAACAGCGAAACAUAUUUACGUGUAUCAUUUCCUUUCAAACCUUAACAUGUACACAAUCUUCUUCAUUUAAGGUAUGUUGUUUCAAGGACAAGACGGCUGGGAAAAGACAACCGUUGUUGUUUUUGAAUUAA
Paramuricea clavata is the source of this 1060-nucleotide messenger RNA. The record is from the annotation of a GenBank genome assembly. Lineage: Eukaryota; Metazoa; Cnidaria; Anthozoa; Malacalcyonacea; Plexauridae.